AACUAAACCAAUUUCGACUAUCGAUAUAAUCGAAUUGGUCCAGUCGAAGCAAGUUUAUAUAUGUCGAUUAUCGAAUUACUUACUGUUACAAUUUAUAGUGAAAAAACGGUGCGAAAGCUACGUGCGAAAAAAAUAUAUUGAAAAUAAUUGAAAAUAUUGAGAAUAAAAUAAUAAUGGUCAGUUGUUGCUUAUGCGGGUUUUCUAAAACAAAAGGACGUACGGAAACAUUUCACAGUUUUCCAACACGUCCAUGGCAACGACAAAAAUGGAUAGAAUUUAUGAACAUACCAAAUUGGCAACCAUUGAAAAAUAAUAAAUUAUGUUCAAAGCAUUUUACUCCUGAUUGCUUUGAUACAUCGGGAAAAAUUACUCGAUUAAAUAACACGGCUGUCCCAACUAUUAAAUUUGGAAGAAUAAAACAUCAAUACUUUAUAUUAUCAACAGAAAAUAGUACAAUAAAUAAUACAGAAGAGGUAAUACCUUCCGAAAUAUCUGUUACCUCUAAAAUUUCUGUACCACAAAUAAUGAAAGUGAAUACUAUUAAUGUCAAAGAUAAGGAAUCGAUUUUUACCCAAAUAUCUGCAUUGCAAGCGGACAGAUCAAGUACACUUUCACGAGAGAAAAGGAAGAAAAACUCUGCCUUGAGUUAUUAUCCAGCACAAAAUGAUACUCCAAGAAAAAGUAUUCUGAAAAGGAAAAUUCUAGAAAUGGCAACAAAUGAACAAUUACUCCUGAAACAUAUAAGAAAAUUACAGAAAGUGAUGUAUCGGCAGAAACAACAGAUACAAAAUUUGACAUCAGUUAUACAAAAAUUAUACAAUAAUAGUAUGAUUACUUAUAAUGCCAAAGAAGUAUUGUAAAAUCAUUUUAGUAGUAACAGGAAUUUAUUCUUGAAUAUUUUAAUAGUACAAAAGUGCAAUACAUGCAAAUAACCAAAGUUGUGUUGAAUAUUUUAUAUAUUAA
Harpegnathos saltator (Jerdon's jumping ant) is the source of this 963-nucleotide messenger RNA. RefSeq names its product THAP domain-containing protein 1-like. The record is from RefSeq and is a predicted model, not a curated record. Gene Ontology annotation, biological process: regulation of transcription by RNA polymerase II. Lineage: Eukaryota; Metazoa; Arthropoda; Insecta; Hymenoptera; Formicidae. The transcript has 4 exons. Bases 174 to 860 code for a protein of 228 amino acids. Gene Ontology annotation, molecular function: DNA-binding transcription factor activity; RNA polymerase II cis-regulatory region sequence-specific DNA binding. Gene Ontology annotation, cellular component: nucleus.